Messenger RNA from Thecamonas trahens ATCC 50062, 543 nucleotides. RefSeq lists its product as uncharacterized. The transcript has 2 exons. The record is from RefSeq and is a predicted model, not a curated record. Lineage: Eukaryota; Apusomonadida; Apusomonadidae. The coding region runs from base 1 to 543 and encodes 180 amino acids.
AUGCUCAGCAAGGUCAUCCCAAUGCUGCCGACCUUCCAGAUCACCGUCUGCUGCGCCUGCCUUGAGGAUCCGGUCACGUUCUGCACCGCUGUGCCGACCUGCUUCUGCCAAAACUACAAUCAGCGUUUUGAGAUUCUUCGGAGAACUGGCUUUGAGUACGAGUACCUUGGAGGUGCGCUCCGUGGGCCGUGCUGCUGCAUGUGCGAGCCGCUGGCUGACUGCAUGGAGGACGAUCCGAGCUGCGGCAUGCUCUGUGAGGUCAUCUGCUGCCAUCCGUGCGCGGUUCAGGUCACCCGCGGCAUGGUUGCUUACCACUACAACCUCCGCGACCGCUGCUGCCUCGACUGUGGUAUCUUUGCCGACUUUGGCGACGGCGACUCGUUUGCUAGCGAGGUUAUCAGCUUUCUGUACAACUCGGCCGUCUCGGCCUGCUACAUCACGGCAAACGCGUACGAGUUUCGUUACCAGGACUCGCUUCAGAACAAGCGCCCACCAGCAAAUCAGCCACCGGCGUGGGGCCCGGGAGCGCAGGCGCACCGGUAG